CAGCUACUUGCAUGGAUGGCUUCUAUUCCCACCAGACCAAAAUGGUGUUCAACAACACUCAAGAUCACAGGAUACCCAACUGUCCAACCAAUACAGCUCAUCUGGCACAAUGGCUUAGAUGUAGUGGCAGAUCUCUUUGCUAAUCCAAUUUUCACCAACCACAUGACAUAUGACCUGCAUGUUGUGGUUGAUGGUGAUGAGCAUGAGUACAGUGAAUAUUUUACAGCGCAACAAGCAUUUGAGAUUCAGGACCAGCUUCCUAAAGGUGCUACCAUCAUUCCAAUAAUCAUUGCAUCUGACAAGAUGCCCAUGAUGCAGCACACUGGAGGGCUCAAAAUGCACCCUAUCUUUGUCUCAAUUGCUAACAUUCAGUCUAAUGUGCAGAUGAGAGCAACAAGUCAUGCUUGGCAAUGUGUCAGCUUCAUGCCUAUUCCAAAAUUUACUGAUGUUCAUGCUGACUACCAAACUAUCCUAAGUCAAUGGCUAUUCCAUAAGUGUAUGGAUAUUAUCUUCACAGAUGCUAAGGUUGCAGCCAUGGCAGGCAAGUUUAUGCCUGAUCCUUCUGGCCAUGUAUGA
Molecule: messenger RNA, 576 nt
Organism: Suillus subaureus
Lineage: Eukaryota; Fungi; Basidiomycota; Agaricomycetes; Boletales; Suillaceae
Exons: 2
Source: RefSeq, a predicted model, not a curated record